Molecule: messenger RNA, 695 nt
Organism: Episyrphus balteatus (marmalade hoverfly)
Lineage: Eukaryota; Metazoa; Arthropoda; Insecta; Diptera; Syrphidae
Product: adult cuticle protein 1-like
Exons: 2
Coding region: 105-593 (162 amino acids)
Source: RefSeq, a predicted model, not a curated record
UAUGUCGUUUGUAUAAAAGCUGCACUUUUACUAAAGAUCAAAUCAGAAUUAAUUCAAGUAGUUCACUGAACAGUAGGUACAUUCCCCAAACAAAAAUAUUCAACAUGAAGUUCGCCAUUGCUGCCGUAGUCGUGUUGGCUCUUGCCAUGGGUGUCCAAUCUUCCAUCAUUGGUGGAAUUCCCGGACUGGGUCUUGGUGUUCACAGUUUGGGACUAGGACAUGGCGUUCACGGACAAUUGUUGGCACAAGGACCAGCUGUCGUAGGACUGGGUGGAUUAGGUGGCCUUUCAUCUGCUGUUAAUAUUGCAGGACAUGGCAUCCCAGCUGCUGUUAAUAUUGCUGGAAGUCCACUUUUAGCAAGUCAUGGUAUUCCUGCUGCGGUCAACAUUGCUGGUGGUCCUCUCCUAGCUGGCCAUGGUAUUUCAGCAGCUGUUGCUGUCGCUCCACAUGUUGCUUUUGCUGCUCCAGUACAUGGUGUACAUGGUGCCUCAUAUGUUGCUCAAACUCGUGGUGCCGUUCACUCUGCCCCAUUGCCAGGACACAUCCAAUCGGCUGCUUCUGUGAACGUUGCCCCAGCUCCAGGAACCUUGUAAAGUGACUGCUAUAUAAAAUUCUAUAUACCCUCACAAAAUGCCAUGCAAUUUGUUCAGAAUUUCACUCAGGAAUAGUAAAUAAUAAAAAACUUUUACAAAACA